AUGGCGAUGCGGUGCCUGAGCUCCAAGACGACGACGCCGACGACGGCGUUCGCGGCGCGACGCCGACAAACGACGGCGAAACGACAACUCCGCGUGCGCGCGGGUGAGGGCGAGACGGACGGUAACGUCAAGUUUGCCAAUAAUAAACCCGAGUUUGAAGCCGUGAGCGCCGCGGCUGGGAGCGGGUUGGUGGCGGUGCAAAUCUCCACGAAGACGUGCGGGCCGUGCAAGAUGAUUUACCCAACCUUCGUCGGGCUUUCGCAAGAGUUACCAAAGGUGACGUUCGUGAAGAUCAUGGGCGACACUGAUUUGGAGUCGCGGGCUUUGAUGAAGGAGUGGGGCGUGCGUGUGGUGCCGCUGUUCCUGCUCUUCCGCAACGGCGAGCGCGUGGGCGAGUGGAGCGGCGCGAAGGCGGACAUUUUGAAAGAAAAUGUCCGCGCCGCGUGCAACGCGGACGAAAAGUAA
Ostreococcus lucimarinus CCE9901 is the source of this 465-nucleotide messenger RNA. RefSeq lists its product with no specific name. The record is from RefSeq and is a predicted model, not a curated record. The transcript has 2 exons. NCBI's taxonomy places the organism in Eukaryota, Viridiplantae, Chlorophyta, Mamiellophyceae, Mamiellales, Bathycoccaceae. Bases 1 to 465 code for a protein of 154 amino acids.